AUGACUAUAGCUAUUGCAAGCCUUUCUAUUGUCGAGCGAGAACACAAAAGUCAAGACUUCGCCCAUCUCUUUUCCUCUCUUCUUCUCAUCACUUCAAUCUACUCAAUACCAUACUACGCCCUGUAUACUACAUCCAAGCACGAUCCCAUGGCAUGCAAGCGCAAGAGUGAGAGCGUCGCCGCGGCUGGCCCGCGCAAGAAGCAGAAGACAUCCACCACCACACCACCACCCAAGAAGACAUCACCGCGUCUCCUCACCCUUCCAGCCGAGAUCCGCAACCGCAUCUACGAAUACGCUCUGAUCGAGCACCCAAACAUCCUCAUCACACCCGCCAUCCGCGAGCCACCACUCCUUUCCGCAAACCGCCAGAUCCGCACCGAAGCCCUCGGCAUCUACUACUCCAACCUCAACAUCUUCAUCCUCCCCAUCCACUCCAGCGACGCCACGCUCUACCUCCGCUGGCACACUCACCUCCAAUCCCUCGGCUUCGACGACAUGACGUCUGGUCUCGUGCGUCUUUCUGGCACGCCCCGUUGGGAGAAUUUGUUCCGCUGGUGUAAAGCAGUCUAUCAGGGUGGGGCUUCGAUGAUUCGGUUCAAGGAGGAUAUUAGGAUCAAGGGCCAGACUACGGCGAUGUAUCAUGUUGUGAUUGCGGGCUUGGAGAUCGCGAAGGCGGGACGAGAGAGUGGGCUGAGAUGGGAUGUGGUGGAGAAGUUGCUGGGAAGCUUGAUGUAUGGGGUUGUGGAGUAUGAUGAGCGGUGGGUUGAGCAGUGA
Messenger RNA from Fulvia fulva, 774 nucleotides. RefSeq lists its product as uncharacterized. Lineage: Eukaryota; Fungi; Ascomycota; Dothideomycetes; Mycosphaerellales; Mycosphaerellaceae. The coding region runs from base 1 to 774 and encodes 257 amino acids. The record is from RefSeq and is a predicted model, not a curated record. The transcript has 3 exons.